UCUUUUGUCGAAGUGAAUUGUCGAUCUAGGGAAUCAUUUGAAGGCACUGGUGUGGAUGGCGCAGGGGGCAUCAGCGGAGCAUUCAGAACACAGCUUGGUGGCAAAACGAAAUGAUUGAAGGGAGUUGAAAACGGGUACGGGGAGUUGCCACUUUGUUGCCCUGCGUUUCUAGGAUUGCGUUUACAAUGCGGCCCAGUUACUCCAGUUGGAAUCGGCCGAGUUGGGGCUUGUUUAGGGACCUUGGGAGCGAGGGAGAGACAUCUGUUUGUGCCUGGUCCCCAAGUCCCCACUCUCUGUCGCUUCUGCUUGUUUUUUUUAUUUGUUUCCCCCUAUCCGUCUGCGCUCCCUUUUCCAUUUCAGCACUUGUUCACAACCCCGCGACGCGACCAAAUACAACGCACGAUAGACUAAAGGAAUAUCGUCGCUGGUUCAUGUUUAGCGCGGCUGGAGAGGCUCGAUGUGGGAUCUAUUUGUGUGCUUCUUUAUUUCCCCCCUGUAUACCUCGACAGGUCGGUGUGAGAUGAUGGCUAGUAGGGGCUUCUUUAUUUCCCCCCUGUAUACCUCGACAGGUCGGUGUGAGAUGAUGGCUAGUAGGGGUUACAGCUGAUUGAACAAGGAGGCGAUGGAACGGAAGGCAGGGGAUGCUAAUCAGCCAGUGACAA
Canariomyces notabilis is the source of this 662-nucleotide messenger RNA. RefSeq lists its product as uncharacterized. Lineage: Eukaryota; Fungi; Ascomycota; Sordariomycetes; Sordariales; Chaetomiaceae. Bases 186 to 524 code for a protein of 112 amino acids. The record is from RefSeq and is a predicted model, not a curated record. The transcript has a single exon.